Molecule: messenger RNA, 909 nt
Organism: Penicillium waksmanii
Lineage: Eukaryota; Fungi; Ascomycota; Eurotiomycetes; Eurotiales; Aspergillaceae
Exons: 2
Coding region: 1-909 (302 amino acids)
Source: RefSeq, a predicted model, not a curated record
AUGAAAUCGCGCUCACAGGUUUACUGCAGAACCAUAUCCCUUCGUCAUCCCGAUGGUUCAUUCGAGGAUGUUGGUCGAAUUGAGGGAGACUCCAGCUACCUCGAAAUGAUAAAGCGACUCUCGUCGCAUGCAGCAUCCCACCCUAGUCCACCUUACGCUUCGUGGGAUGACAUGUGGAGCGACACACCACGACAAGGAUGGCGAUCUUUACGCAAAAAGAUGGGCUUGGCGGCGUCUCCAGACGUCCAAGUUAUAAGCGAGUUAGUCAAGAAACUCCUUGCUCUAUGCGAAUCCGCCUUUCUCCCAUAUGUCAUAAUAAGCUAUCCAGGGAUUACUGCUCUUUACAAAGAAGACAUUAACGACGUGGCGGAGUACCUAAGCCUUCCAAAACUAACGGGCUUCUACAAUGUCCAUCCAUGGGAAGUUUACGCCGCUUUUGCGGGACAUGGGCUAGGAUUAUGCGAGCACUCCGAAGACAAGGAUCGAUGCAAAGAUGAAGGGGUCCAUCUACCGAUUUACGAAACUCUCUUGGUUCAAUAUACCGAUCAAGCCAUCCUAUUGCACACGACGCGCUUACAGACAGCAGUGGAUGUGGAUUAUGGGGCUUCUGACCCCCAUGUGAAAGCUUCUUUUGAGCUGGGCGCCAAUUCGAAUGCCGAUGAGCUUGCAUCGCGUGUAUUAGAAUUUGUGUAUCAGUUCAUGUGGCCUUGGUACACAGGCCAACUCGUUCCUGAUGAGCUCCUGGUUAUCAUGACGGGGAUCACGGAUCAAACUAUUCAAGAGGCUAUUCGAGAGGCAGCGGAGAGGGUAGUACCAAAAACUCAGAUACUUGCGUCCAAUUCAGAGUUUGUUGCAUCCAGGGGAUCGGCAGAGCUUGCUUGGAGAGUGAAUUUCACGGAAUUAUUUUGA